This is a messenger RNA of Spirodela intermedia, 1974 nucleotides long. The record is from the annotation of a GenBank genome assembly. NCBI's taxonomy places the organism in Eukaryota, Viridiplantae, Streptophyta, Magnoliopsida, Alismatales, Araceae.
AUGGGCUGCGUGAGUCGCAGAACUCCCGUGACCGUUUCCAGACUUAACCGAAAUUUAGGACUUUCGGUUACGUCCGGAAGGGUCGAGAGAGAGAGAGAGCGACGGGCUCGCAACGACCGGCAGCGAGUGCACGGCGGCUGGCGAUGGGCACGCGGCGGUGCUCAGUGGACGCGCGGCUGCUGGCGAUAGGCGGCAGUGGUGGUCGGCGAACGAGAGAGAUGAGGAGCGACGGGCACGCAGCGACCGGCAGCGAGCGCACGCCGGCUGGCGAAAAGCGGCGGCAGACGGAGCGACGGGAGACGGCGGGAAGAGACGGAGGCUGCGGGAGAAGGCGGAGAGAGAAGGAACGAUGGGUGAAAACAGAGGAAAACGUGGAGCUGUUGGAGGGGGCGGAACGGAAGACAGCGAUGGGAAACAACAGAAAAUGGGUGUUGAUGUUCGUCCUUUGAGCCCUCAAGACUCCUUCCUCUUCUUGGAUCUUUAAAUUCCGCCAGGAUCAGGCGUUUUUCACUGCAAGAAGGAGAAGAGCAAGCAUGAACGAUUCAAAACGACUUACAUCUAUCAGGGUGGAUACCCCGAAUCCCGGAGAAUGCCUUGUCCUGCAGGCUAGCCACUUCUAGAGUACGUCCAGAAUGGGGGGGUAAAGAGGGAGGAUGAGAGUAUUUAUACAAGGGCAAGCAUGACUAAAAUGCCCCUUCAUAAUUCCCUCAUCUGUCUCCAUAAAUUUCUACAUCGCUUCCUCCAUGGACUUAGGCGGGUCUAAAUGGGCCUAGACAUGUCACCCGAACCUCCUCUAAUUUCACUUUGAAGCUCCAAAUCCGAAAUUCCUCCAAAGUACUCCUAGCCCAUUAAGCUAACUUUCAUCCACUAAAGUGCUCUUAAUAUAUUGUUGAUUUCUGUUAAAUUCUGCACGCAUGAAAACUUGAAAAUAUUUAUCAGUAAUAAAACUGCUUGACUUCUAUGAAGUUAAGCAGGGUUAGUCAAAAAUCAUGUAAAAUUCAUGCAUAGUGUGCAAAUAGUGAAAUUAAUGCAAAUCCAAAAAUAUUUAAAUCAUUCUAUUGAUAACAUGAUAUUUUCAGGAUUUAAAUGAACAAAAACCACAUGAAAUGUAAGGAAUAAUCAACACAAAUAUCAGGUUAUCACUCACCAAGAAGUAAGGAGCCCCCCCUCAAAUUAAGGAAACCACCCCAUUUAAGUUUAGUUCAUUCCUUUCUUGAUUAGAAGGAGGGGUAUGUGGCACCCCAAAUAUCAGGUUUGAUGAAUUAUGUUAAAAAUCUAUUUAAUAUUUUACAUUCAAUUUGAUUAUGUUUGACAUUAACUAGUAUGGUCUUUAUCAUCAAUUUUUCUCUGAUUAACAUAUAAACAUUAGGUUUUACCAAUGAAGAUCAUGGAAUUUCGUUUUACAAUCAAAUACAAGACAUCCAUCGACAAUAAGGCAAUAUAUGCCCUCUCAAUAACAUCACAAUCUCUGCUACAGUGGGAAUCAAUUAUUAUCUUGUAUUUUCCUUUUGAUUAUCACAAAUUAACUGAAAAGUUUGAUGAUGACGACCUGUAUAAGGCCUUAAAUACAAGACUAGGUAAUAUCAAAGACCUAUCAAAUGGACUAAGUAGAGGGCCCUAAAUACAAGCUUCAUUGUGGGCUUUUAUCCUACAAAGGGCAACUAUCUAUCCCUAUGAAUUAUGGUGUUAUCUCCACUUAUACUUAGAGGAUAUAAUGAUAACAUAGCUUGGGGACAUUUUGGAUUCUUUUGUACCUAUAAAUGCAUGACCCAUGAAAUUUAUUGGCAGAAAAUGAAACAAGCGAUCAAAGAUUAUGUAAAAUAGUGUCCACAAUGCUAAUGCAACAAAUAUGAAGCUAUCACUCUUUACGGUUACUCCAAUCCCUCCUGAUCCCUAACCUAAUUUCAGAUGAUAUCUUUCUUGAUUUCAUUGAAGGCCUCCUGUGCUCCAACAAAUAUUUAGCAAGCUUGGUAG